Molecule: messenger RNA, 4020 nt
Organism: Nelumbo nucifera (sacred lotus)
Lineage: Eukaryota; Viridiplantae; Streptophyta; Magnoliopsida; Proteales; Nelumbonaceae
Source: RefSeq, a predicted model, not a curated record
UGCUGCAAGUUGCAAGGUAGCAGCGAUCCAAUCUAACUGCGAAAAGUUUGCUUCUUUCCAUUGGAGUUGGUGGCUUUAUUCUUCACUUCUCGUUGUCUCAUCCAAUCCAACAGCGAAAGGUCUACACCCCUACUUCGUCUGUUUUCUCAUCAUCUUAUCUCCACUCUCAAACCUCUCAGGCUCUCACUAAUAAAAAUCCACAGAACCCGCCAAAACUCACAUCUUCCCAUCUUUUGCUCAAAAAAGAAGCAAGCCCACCUUUCUCCUUACGAGAAACAGUCUCUCUCUCUCCUCCUCCAUCCUUCCUUUUCUUGAUUUCUUCCUUCCUUUCUUCUGAAAAUGGUUAAUUUUAGAGGGGACCCUGGACGUCGCGAACAACAACAGCCGAGAUAUGUGGUAGAAGAAGCAGCUGAACAAGAUGAGCAACUACAACAGCAGCAGCACUUGGCUGCAAAAGUAACGCUGCAUGGUCUCUGUGAUUUCUGUGGAGAAUCCAGAGCUCCCUUAUACUGCCGGGCCGACACAGCUAAGCUUUGUUUCUCCUGCGACCGUGAAGUCCACUCGGGGAACCCACUCUUCGGUAAGCACUCUCGCUCGCAGCUUUGCGAUGCUUGUGCUUCUAAGCCGGCUUCAAUCUUCUGUUCCACGGACAAUCUCGUUCUUUGCCAGAACUGCGAUUGGGAUGCUCAUGGUGGUUGCUCUUCCUCAUCCUCAUCCUCUCUUCACGACAGGAGGCCUCUCGAGGGGUUCUCUGGUUGUCCUUCGGCGGUUGACUUGUCUUCCAUUCUUGGGUUUGAAGACGUGGGGAACAAGUCUCUGUUACUGAUGGGGGACGCCAUGGAUGAUUGCUUGGUGGUCUCUGGUCCCUAUGGAUCGAUGGGGAUGGCUGAUAGUUUCACGGAUGAGUUAGUACGGGACACUCCUGUUGUUAGUUUUGACGAUCUUAUUGUUUCGAGUGAUUCCACUCAUAACUUCCUACCUAUGGUGGUUCCUCCUCUUCCCAAGAACAGGAAAUCAGCUUGUGGGAAACACAAAGAAGAGAUAUUACGUCAGCUCUGCAAACUGGCAAAGUUGGAGAGAAGCUUGAGUUCAGAAAAUGGGGUGGUCGAAUCAUUUCUUGGACUCCAACCCUCAGUACAGGAACGAAGCUUCCAGACUGGAUAUGUAGAUACAGGAAUAGAACAUGGGACAGGGCCAACCUUAGCACCUGGUUUCGAUGUAAAUGCAUUUCAAUGGCAUGGUGACUAUAGUGAGGCAGCAGAUCAGGUUCCCAUUUUGAUUACCUUUCCAGAUAACCGUUCAGAGGAAAAUUUUCUAGUUCUUGGUGAACCUGGGGAAGAUGGUAGCAGUGGAAGUCAUACUAAUGUUGGUUGCAAAGAGCAGUCACAGCAUCUCAUCAUCAGAGAGAGCUUGCAAGGCUUGCAAAAAGUUGGUCAGCAUGAACCAACCAGAAUUGACAGGGACUUGGCGAUCUCACGGUACAAAGAAAAGAAGAAAGCAAGAAGAUACAACAAACACAUCUGGUAUGAAUCCCGGAAUGUUCGUGCGGAAGGCAGGACAAGGAUCAAGGGGCGUUUUGCUAAGGCUAAUGACUGAAGUACUAGCUAACAUGUGAAUAGGAACUCUACACCUGGUUUUUCUAGAUCUAUUUUGGUGCACUCUAUACUCUUCUUUGGUUUUAUGUUGUAUAUUAGCAUCUGAAGUCAAGUAGUGGCAGUAGUUGCAGUUUGUAAGAAACAGACCAUGAUCAUUCAUGGUCAUGGUAAUGCAUAUUUGGGUAAAGAGUUCAAGAUUUAUACCUAUGCGUGGUAAGAUUGCAACAUAGAUGGGAUGAGUUUGAGACCUUCUUUGGGUUUGUAGUGAGAAUGAAACAGAUCUUGUUUUGUGGCAGAUAUUACUGGUAAUCAGCAUGGUACAGCCAUUGCUAGAUGAGUUCUUUAGAGAACAGAUCUACACAAACAGGUAAUCAGUAUAUUCAUUUUUAUGUAUUUCUUUACUAAGAGAAUGCCCUUUAAAAUUUCAUGAAGACAUGAACUGCUAAUCAAAUAACAGCAUCACAUAGGCGUUUCGUUUAUUAUGCAUGAAACCACUGUUAGGUUUUAAUGCUUAUCAAAUAAACACUAAAAAAUAGAAAUGCUUGGAUUUGUGUGCAUGAGGCGUCCCCCAACGCCCCAGCGUUUGUUGAAAUGAAAUGCUCGUGUGACGUACUUUAAGCUGAGGUGGAAAGUAAAUUUUUGGGGUGUUACCUGAAACGCCCAACAAAACAAUAAACACUCCAUCUAUAAAUGCCCACAGAACUAACCACAUAUUGAUUACUGGCCAUCCUUGUUAGAAUUGAGAACUAAUUCUCUGUGCUGCAUAUUCUACUUGUGGGAACGAGCUUGGAUUGAUUGGUAAGGUUAGAGAUGACAUUUUCCACCUCCUUACAACUAUGGGUAUGGGUAAGAUACAGCAUUAGACUGAAUCUGACCCUCCUUGACUCAUUUAUUAAAUUGACUAAAAUAUCCUUAGUGUUUAUAAUUGAAAUACCAAUAUAUUAGGGGAUAUACAUAACCCUAGUGGCUAGUGAUGGUGUUUUAUGUGUUGAAAUUAAUAAUGCUUUGAAUCUCAUGUGAAAUAUAAUUGAUAGAUUGUGCAUUUUAUACAUGUUUCAAUCAAAUAAAUAAAAAUUUUGUUGUUUGUUCAUAUUAUUUUAUUUGUUUAUUGCUUAAAAUUAGAGGAUUUCGAUUCUGAAAAUCCAAUCUGUUACAGGUUUUGGGGAAGAUAAGGGUUGGUAGGUUUGGAGAAGAUUAUCCAUUUUUGUUUGUGAAAAGUUCUCUGCAGCUCUAUCCUUACAGUCGGAAAUCGUGGUUCAAAAACAGAGUAGGAUAAAUAAUAACGGAAUGCAGGUGUACUACUACUACUACUACAAAGAACCCAGAGAAACCAAUUUAUAAUAAGAAAUUUCAAGUGAUUUUUUCAUGUUUAAACAGAAGCUACAUAUAGGAGAGUUUGGUGGGUUAAAGUAUUUCUUCUUCUUUUUGUUUUUCUUCUUUCUGUACAGGUUUAGAUACCUGGGGGAAUCAAGAGUAAGAGAAUGAGGUCUGUCUUGAUUGUGUCUGCAACAAAGUUGGCUGCUGCUCCAUUAAUGGUGUCAUUGUCAACCAGAGCGGUGACCGUUAACCUCAGCUCCUGCUCAUGCACAGCAACACUGGCACCCAAUACCUCCGCCCCGUGCCUAUUGAAUACCGUGAAAAUAUCAUUCACCAGACCCCGUCGAACAACCUUCGAGCGUACCCCGAAGAACCACACCUUGCCGGAAACCGUAACGUCCACCGACGAUGAUGCAUUCCGAUGGGUGGGCAGGCAUACUGCAGCCGCUUCUACCACUGCCUUUCGUUGCUUUAGCCCUUCUAAGCAUUCCUCGAGCUCUUUUAUAAUAGAUGUAAAGAAGCAGAAGGGGGAGAUCCCAGUACUAACCUUAUGGAAGAGAUUGGGAACCAUGGAUUGAAGGGUUGCAAAGAGUCUGUUCAUGUGGACUCGUCGGCUGCUUUCUUGCUGAUGAGGUGGCCUUGAACUUGAAGCAGCUCUUCUGUUGAAGUCGGUUCCCCUGGACGGAGAAAACUCAGAUAAUGGGGCAAUUACAGAGUCGCUAUAUCCCUCCAUGAGCUUUAGAAACAGCUUAGAGACGUCCUUGUCUUCUUGGGUUCCUUCCAUUUCUGAGAGAGAGUCAUGCACACAGAAAGGGGGCAUACGAGGCAUUAUUUAUUGAGCUACAAGUUAGAAAUGGAGCAUGGUCGAGCGAUGGCGAUGGCGGGUGCUGGGUUCCGAUUAAGGAAGCAAAUGGAAUAUUUUCCUGAGAGAGAAAGAGAAUGAGUAGUGUACGAGGAAACCAAUGAUAACGUUUCGAUUCUGUUUGUUGAUGAGUGAGAACAGAGUGGCAGUUACAUCUCAAUUCUUCACUUGCUCCAAUUUCAGACUUAACAGUGUACCUUUCACGUCGACUGAAGAAUUCUGAUCUUGUUGAUGUGCUCGCCAUUA